AUGAGAAGCCUGUUUUUCUUAGGAUCACUGCUCUGCCUGUGCACAGGCUCUUCUAGUCAAGAAUGUCAAAACGAGCUCCUGGAGAACGUGGACUUUCCUGGGACAGACAUUAUGCAUGUGUAUUCGCCAGAUGUGAACCACUGUCAGCAAAUGUGUACUCAACACCCCUCAUGUCUCUUCUUUACAUUCAUCCGUGAAGACUGGACAAGAGAUGACAGACAUUUUUACUGUUACCUGAAGGAGACCACCUCCGGUCAGCCCAAUGUCAUGAAGCCUCUCCUGGGUGUGACUUCUGGGUAUUCCCUCAAACCCUGUCUUGGAAACUCAGGAGGUGCCUGCUUUGAUCAGAUUUACACUAACCUGGACUUCCCUGGGGCGGACUAUCGUUUUUUGUUCACUUCUGACCACGAGGAGUGCCAAAGAGCCUGCACACAAGAUCCAGGCUGCCACUUCUUCACAUGGGUAAAUGGGCUCUAUGUAACUGAGGCGAUCAGGUACAAAUGUCACCUGAAGUUCAGCUGGACCGUACCAUUGACCCCUAUAGUGGAAAAAAAGAAUGAGGUGGUAUCUGGCUUUUCUCAAAGAGCAAAGAUGAGCACCACCCAGGUUUUCUACACUGAAUGCCAAAACAAAUAUUUCCCCUCUACUGAUAUACCUGAGAAUAACCUCCUAAAUAUGCCUUCUGCUUCUGCUGACCACUGCCAAACACUGUGUGCGGCUCACCCAUUGUGCACAUACUUUUCCUUUGAAAGUACUACAUGUUACCUCAAGAACAACCCCAAUCAGAUGGUGACUGUGGCCAAAGCUGGAGUAACUUCUGGGUUGCCUUCUCGCCUCUGUGAUCAAGACUACAACUGGCUCAAAGUGACUUAUGAUGGAACUGAUUUCAAUGGCUCUGACAUGCGUUACACUCUUCUGGACGAUGCAGAGAGCUGUCAGAGGGUCUGCGAUGACGACUCUAACUGCCAAUUCUUCUCAUAUCUCACGGAGCAGUUCUUUGAUAAUGAAUACAAGCGGCGCUGCUAUCUGAAGAGAGUCAUCAAUGUUCCUGCCCCACCCAAAGUCACCAAACUGGUGAACGUGAUGUCUGGGUUUGCACUGAGGAGCUGUGGUGCCUAA
This is a messenger RNA of Knipowitschia caucasica, 1119 nucleotides long. Lineage: Eukaryota; Metazoa; Chordata; Actinopteri; Gobiiformes; Gobiidae. The record is from the annotation of a GenBank genome assembly.